This is a messenger RNA of Morchella importuna, 3837 nucleotides long. RefSeq lists its product as uncharacterized. The transcript is spliced from 6 exons. NCBI's taxonomy places the organism in Eukaryota, Fungi, Ascomycota, Pezizomycetes, Pezizales, Morchellaceae. Gene Ontology annotation, molecular function: protein binding. Bases 1 to 3837 code for a protein of 1278 amino acids. The record is from RefSeq and is a predicted model, not a curated record.
AUGGCAAAACAUCCUUCGAGUGGAGAGGCGACAACUCUGUUGCUGAGCGAGCGAGGUGUACAGUACGACACGCACGAUAGUACUGGGAGUUUACCCCCGAACGAUGAAAAGCUAGCCUUGAGAAUUUCAAACAUUCCUGCAUCUGUCACCCCGGAGCAAUUAGCCAAAUGGCUAAAUAAUUUGAAAGUAAAAGAUCAUGGCGACUCGCGUGGACCAAAGCGUCAGCGGAUGGACAACAUCCAUACACUUUCUCUAGCACCGUCGCCAUCAUCGGACUACGAUCGCUACCAAGUGGCCACGGUCAACUUUAGGAAACUCCCUUCCGGACUAGAAAUGAGCAGACCUCCUACGACAACAGGGGUGCCAAUCGAGCUAGGGGAAGAAGAACCUAGAUUUUCAGCCCUUUUCGACUCCCACUUUGAGGGCCUUACACCGCUCAAUAACCCCAAGAACCCUACUCUCGAUAUCAUUGCAGUUACGGGACUUGCAGGUCAUGCUUUCGGUUCAUGGAGGUCUCCUGACGAUCCAGAAAUGUGGUUACGGGACUUUAUCCCCAAAGAUUUGGAAUAUAGCGCCAGGAUUCUUACCUAUGGAUACAAUAGUACGCUAGCCACUGAAUCCGCCAAAGUUAGGAUAGGGGACUUGGCUACGUCAUUCUUGGAAGCUCUGAAGGAUGCAAGAAGUCAAAAAGGCAGUACUCAACGGCCUAUUAUCUUCAUUGGUCAUAGCCUAGGUGGUGUGGUUAUCAAGAAGGCCCUUCGUAAGGCGGACUGCAGUAGUGUAGAUCCAAAGGACGUACAUGCCGAUAUUCUUCAUUAUUGCCAUGGAAUCUUGUUCUUCGGUGUCCCUAACCUUACCCUUGAGGUUACUAAUCUGAGAGAAAUGGUGAAAGGAAAACCAAACAACCACCUCAUCGAAGAUCUAGGCGGAACCUGCCAAUUUUUAGUAACACUCGGCGAGGAAUUCUGUCGCUAUUUUAAACAGAGACCUACCAAGAUAAUCUGUUUUCAUGAGCUAAAAGAUACAUCGACGGUUCAGUUCAACUGGGCUAAAAACAAGUGGGAGAGAUCGGGCGCCCCAUUACGGAUGGUGACCGCCGAAUCUGCAAUACAUCCACCAAAUAUCGAUACUCAAAACGAUAUAGGACACACGCCGUUACUCGUGGCGACCUUUCAAGGGAACGAGUCGGCUAUGGAUUUUCUGUUAGAGAACGGGGCGAAUGUCAAUGCGAAGCGAGGCUCCCCAGCUAUAAAUACACUCAUGGCUGCAAUAAUCUCUCAUAAACCAACGGCACUUCUCAAACUUAUCGAUGCAGGUGCCAGCAUAUGUGCAAAUAGCUGCAACUACAGAACCGCACUAGAAGUGGCAGCGAAAGAGGGAGACGGAGUUACUGUAGAGCUAUUACUAUCUACUAUCCACAACGCCGAGAUAAGUGAAGAUAUCUUGAAGGCAGCGGCAGGGAAUCCUGACAAAGGAGGCGAGAUAAUGAGCAUACUUCUUGACAAGCACCCAAGAAUUACUCAGGAGGUGUUGGAGAUAGCGGCAAACAACCCCAAUGGCAGAGAUAUUUUCAUGAUCCUAGGUGCCAACUACCCCCACCUUACUAUAACCGAAGCAGUCCUGGUGAACACCAUUAUGAAUUUCGCAGGCAAUCACAUAUUGUCGACGCUGAUUUCUGAAUUUCGCAACAUCGAGAUAACAGAGGCUGUUUUUAGAGCAGCAGCAAGCACUUACAAAAGUGACGAGGCUAUAAGAAUCUUACUAAACAAAUACCCGAAUAAUGUCAUCACCGAUUCUACCCUCAGAGCUGCAUCAAAACAACAGUUCCCCCGAAGCUGGGAGGUCAUGCAAACGUUACUAUCUAGAAGCACUAAAAUUGCUCACGACCUGGAGACUAUCUUUUACGGAAUUAUAAACAAUUCCUAUACAAGCGAUAAUAUCCACAUGUUACUCGUAUUAUCUCCAAGUCUUAAACUUUCCUGGGAUAUUAUCAAAAUAAUAGAGAAUAGCAACUAUUGGAACGAGAUCAGGGAGAUCUUACUGUUCCAUGGUCUCAUGAGGGCGAGAAGUGAGCUGUUAUCAGCAGUGGCGGAGGAGGGGCGGAUUUAUAAUACACGCGAUUUAAGUUGGCCGCUGUUCCUUCAGCCAUCGCAGUCCUCUGUAUUAUCACUUUCUGCGGCUUCUGUUGCGCACUUGGCAGUUGAAUAUCUGAGAGUAGUAGGGGAGACUCAUAAUGGUCGUGAAAUGAUGAACUCGCUGUUAUCUACUUCCCACUGUCUAUGUCUCUGUCACUGUAUUCCGGAAAUCACAACAAAGAGUAAGAGUAGAGAAAUUAUGAGGUCGUUACUAGAAAGGUAUCCCGGAAUGGAAAUUACCGAAGCCAUUAUCAACACUGCAGCAGAGGGGAUCUGCCCCAAAAAUGAGACGAACUCACUCCGGUCAAACUACACGUUUUCCGAACGUUUUAUCGCUGAGAGUGCUUUGGGUGCUGAGGUAAGGAGCUAUUUUACUCAAGGGGGCUUGAAAGAACGAACAUCAAUGCACCUUGAUAUAGAAUACUAUACCCUUGACGGGGUCAGUAUUCUCACGUACAGAUUCGCGGACCUCGUGAUCACCGAGGAUAUCAUGCUGGAGACAGUGCAGUGCGGGGAGUAUAGCACGCUCAUACUCAUAAAAGGCUUGUUAAAACAACACUCAAAUACGUUCAAGAUAUUAGCGGAUCUCUCGACAGAGGGGCUAUGUCUAGAACCCGUCUUGUACUCGCUGCUGGGCCAAUAUCCCAGCACUUUGAUUUCUAGUUCAAUAUUAAUUGCGGUGGUUAAGAAUUACCUAAGUAAUCAUACUGCGUUCGAAUUCCUACUCUCCCAAUGUCCAGAUGCUGCGAUCACUGAUUCGGUCCUCAUCACCGCGGUAGGUGUGUCUGAAAUUCUUUUUAGACGCCUACUUGACCAACCUAAUGCUGUGAUCACUGAACUGGUCUUAAUUGAAGCGGUAAGGGAACGCUGGGACGGCGAGAUGUUUAGGCUACUCAUAGAUGGUCGUCCCGAUAUACUGAGCGAAUCGGUCCUUGAUGCGGCGAUAAAUAGUUAUCCUCCCACCAAUAUUGUAGACGUCCUAUUGACUUCGUGGCCCAAGACCCUGGCCACUGAGUGGGUGUUGGCUAAAUUGGCUGGAAUCCAGAAUGGUUUUCAGAAAAUAGAGCUCCUACUAGCGCAAUUCCCCGAUAUUAUCGUCACAGAGGCUUUCCUAAUUGCAGCCCUCAUUCCGGGAAGGGGUAAUGAUUCUCUGUGUCGUAGUUUAGUGUUCGUUCUGCAUCGUUUCCCCGAUAUCAUUAUCACCACAUCAGUCUUGAAUCUGGUGGUAGAUGAGUUGGUUCGAGGUGCAUAUGUGGGAAGUGCGGCGGUAAUGAGGCUCCUCCUAGAUAGAAACCUUGACUUCGUGAUAGCAGAGUCAGCCUUGAUUGCGGCGGCGUCGAGCCCGAUCGCCACUGAGAUAUUCAAGCUGCUCAUGAAUCGACGCCCGGAUAUGGUGGUGACCGAAGCGGUUUUGAUUGCUGCCGCGGGUAAAGGGUCCUCUGAGAGGCUGGAGCUCCUCCUAGACAGACACCCCGAUCUGGUGGUGACCGAAACAGUUCUACGUAAGCUCGUAGAAAGCGGAGCUCACCUAGAAACCAAGACCCUGCAGCGGAUCAUGGACAAGUAUCCCGAGCCCACAAUCGGUGAAGAUCCCUGGACUACUCCAUCCUACCUAGUCACGCGAAUGAAGCUCCUCCUGCUGGCACGGCGAUACCUUAUCAUCGAAACUCCCUCUACCAAAACCUGUAUCCCCCCACAUUGA